Messenger RNA from Maniola jurtina (meadow brown), 3562 nucleotides. Its product is annotated as spermatogenesis-associated protein 20. Gene Ontology annotation, biological process: carbohydrate metabolic process. The record is from RefSeq and is a predicted model, not a curated record. NCBI's taxonomy places the organism in Eukaryota, Metazoa, Arthropoda, Insecta, Lepidoptera, Nymphalidae. The transcript is spliced from 6 exons. Bases 121 to 2571 code for a protein of 816 amino acids.
CAAAUUACGUAAAUAUUUUUUUAUUGAAUGUUAUUAUUUAUUAUUUCCGAGUGCGCAGAAGAAAUUACGGAAUUUAAUGUGUAAAGUGGCGGUAUUUUAUUCAUAUCCUAUCUAAUUAUUAUGCCUACAGGCCGUGCUGUGCUUUUGUUGCGACGUCUGUCGACGGGUGACAGUAGAUUAAAAAAUAUUAAUUUAAACCAAAGCACGACUAAGGAUUCCGCAUUUUCACUCCCGAUUUGCAUACAUCGUGAUUUAGGGGCUAAUAAAAGGUUUUCAUCAUUUGAUCUCAGUAACCUAUCACCACCAUUACUCACAAGAAGUUUCAGCGACAAUAUAAUAAAGAUGGCUACAGCUAAUCCGGAUAAACCAAAACAUACUAAUAGAUUGGUAACAGAAAAGUCACCUUAUUUGCUGCAACAUGCUCACAAUCCUGUAGACUGGUAUCCGUGGUGCCAAGAAGCUAUUGAAAAGGCAAAAAGAGAAAAUAAACUCAUAUUUCUGUCAGUGGGAUACUCUACUUGUCAUUGGUGUCACGUUAUGGAAAAGGAGUCUUUUGAGAAUGAAGAUGUAGCAAAAAUAAUGAACGAACAUUAUGUUAACAUAAAAGUUGACAGAGAAGAGCGUCCAGACAUAGACAGAGUUUAUAUGCUUUUCGUCAUGGCAACCACAGGAGGUGGCGGUUGGCCUAUGUCAGUCUUUCUUACCCCAGACUUACGUCCAGUAACUGGUGGAACAUACUUCCCACCUGAAGAUAAAUGGGGACGUCCAGGGUUCAAAAGCAUCUUGCUCACAUUAGCAAUAAAAUGGCGAGAGAAUCGUGCUCAGUUCAUAGAAGCUAGUACCAAUAUUUUAGAUGCUUUACAAAAUAUAUCGAAAGUACAAGAUGCUGCAUCAUCAGUACCAGGUGAAGCUACGUGGACUAAGUGCGUGCGUCGUUAUAUGGCGUCAUUUGAACCAGAGUUUGGUGGAUUUGGAAAAGCACCAAAAUUCCCACAGGCUUCCAUAUUCAACUUCCUCUUCCACUACUACGCACGGGACAAACAUGAUCCAGAAGGAAAAAGGUGUUUGGAAAUGUGUUUGUACACUUUGAAAAAAAUAGCAAAAGGGGGUAUUCACGAUCAUGUCUCCAGUGGAUUCGCUCGUUAUUCAGUUGAUAACGAUUGGCAUGUGCCGCAUUUCGAGAAAAUGCUUUACGACCAGGCCCAGUUGUUAGUUGCAUACUCUGAUGCUUAUAUUGCUACGAAAGACGAAUUUUUUGCAGACGUUGUAAGGGACAUAGCAAAAUAUAUAAACAGAGACUUGAGGCACGAAUCUGGGGGAUAUUAUAGUGCCGAAGACGCAGAUUCUUAUCCGUUUUUCGGCGCUACUCAUAAAAAAGAAGGAGCAUUUUGCGUUUGGGAAUACGAUGAAUUGAAAUCUCUUUUAGAGGGGAAACAGCUUGGAUCGCUUUCUUACUUCGAAAUAUUCUGUGAUUAUUUCAAUGUCGAAAAAAGUGGAAAUAUAUCACCAGAUAGUGAUCCCCAUGGAGAACUGACGAAUAAGAAUGUUCUUAUUAUCUACGGAAGUAAAGAAGAAACAAUGUCUAAAUUUGGUAUCAGUAUGGAACAAUUCAAUGAGGUUAUUACUAAAUGUAUUGAUAUACUAUAUGAGGCUCGAUCGAAAAGGCCUCGCCCGCAUUUGGACAGCAAAAUGUUAUGUUCGUGGAAUGGACUAGCGAUAGCUGGUUUGGCACAAGCUGGUCAAGGGUUAGGUGAAAAGAGUUUCGUUGAAGAUGCCAUCAAAACGGCUCAAUUUAUUAAGCAAUAUUUGUAUGAUUCUAAUACAAAAACAUUACUUCACUCUUGCUACAGAGGUGAUGACGGAAGAAUUGCUCAAACUAAUCAACCAAUCCAAGGAUUUCUAGAUGACUAUGCAUUCUUGAUCAAAGGUCUACUGGACUUGUACGAAGCUUCCCUUGAUCUCAGCUGGCUGAACUGGGCGCGGGAGUUACAAAUGAAACAAAAUGAACUGUUUUGGGAUGACGAAAACGGAGGAUAUUUUACUUGUUCCACAGAGGACAGUUCUGUUAUUUUGAGGUUGAAAGAAGAUCAAGAUGGUGCCGAGCCCUCAGGCAACAGCGUUGCGUGUCACAACCUGCAGCGUCUAGCGACGUACGCCGACAAGAGCGCGGCGCCCGAAGGUGGCGACCGAGAGAGGGAAAUGGCCAAGAGAGUGCUGACGGCCUUCGCCAGGCGACUGAUGGACUCUCCCACCGCGUUGCCGGAGAUGAUGUCCGCGCUUAUGUUCUACAAUGACUCCCCCACACAGGUUUUAAUCGCAGGUGGAUGUUCAGAUCCUCGCACGCUGGAGCUGGUGCGCGUGGUGCGCUCGCGCCUGCUGCCCGGCCGCGUGCUGGCCGUGGCCGACCCGGCUGCGGACUCCCCCGUGGGUAUGUCUGACAUACUGCUGAGCCGCAUCCGCUGCGCGGGCGACGUGCCCACUGCGUACGUGUGUCGGCGCUAUGCGUGCUCGCUGCCCGUCACCGACGUCAAGCAGCUCGAGUCAUUGCUCGACGAGCCAGCGCCCAAAUAAAUCAUACAAAAAGUAUGUAGAAGUUUCGAUUCAAAAAUGGCGCAGAAAGUUCGCGCAACGCGACAAGCAAGGAACUACUGGUCAAGUGGCAACCAAUCGCGUGUAUCCAUGCGGUAGACAUCCUCUUGCCCCCUCGGCUCGUCAAAUAGCCUUAUAAAUCAUUUUUCAGCAUGUUUGCCAGUCACAUACAAAUUCCUAUUUCGCUUUUUCGUACAAAAUGAAGUGUCACUGAGAUUUUGUAUUUCAUGAUAUUGUACUUAAAAGUUAAAACUAUUGAGAAAUUGUAUUUGAAUAUUAGUCACAUCAUUUAUAUCUUACAUACGAGUUUGUUAAUUAGGUAUAUUGUUUUUUGAAUAUUAGUCACAUUAUUUAUAUCUUAUAUACUAGUUUGUUAAUUCGACAGAAGACGAUCAGUCAUAUAGUUUAUAUAUGAAGAUUAGUCUGCCGUGAUGCGGCUUAUUCCGUUUACCCAUCCUAAUUAGGGUGUAUACUUGGAAAUCUUAAUUCAUUAAUUAACCCUGGCCGGAGUGGAUUUGUACAAGUAUUCUAUGACUUUGACUAGGUAUUUAGUCUAAGUCGAUAUUUCCGUUAGUAAACCCUGUCUUGGAUAACGCACAUUUCCGAUAUACACCCAAGACUGAUUAUUUUAGAGUGGAUAAACGGAAUAAGCGCGUGAUUGGUUGAUUAUCACCACAGAUUGCAUUGCAACACAACAGUUAAAUGCGCUGUUAUCUGUUUGCUUAAUUUUAGGGCCAUAGAUUAUCUACUAUUAUUAUUAUAUUAUAGUUCAGUUAAUAAAGUAAUUGUUAGCACUAAAAGUGGAAUAGAUUUGUCUUAUGGAAAUGUGAUAAUUGUAACAUGUACUUGAUUAAGGACUUCAUUAAUUAUUAUUAUUGAAAUCUGGAACAAUGGAAUGGACACAAUACUCGAAGUUAUCUCAGCCGAUAUAAAAGGCCAAAAUUAUUUAAAAAAAAAAACUAGAUAAUAUUAU